This is a messenger RNA of Aureobasidium pullulans EXF-150, 789 nucleotides long. RefSeq lists its product as uncharacterized. Lineage: Eukaryota; Fungi; Ascomycota; Dothideomycetes; Dothideales; Saccotheciaceae. The coding region runs from base 1 to 789 and encodes 262 amino acids. The transcript has 2 exons. The record is from RefSeq and is a predicted model, not a curated record.
AUGUCAACCCCCAACCUACCAGAUCCCCGUUUGGACGGCAGAGUCCUAGCCUACGACCCGGAAGCCAUCAAGACAGCUCUAUCAACCUACUAUUACGCCCUCAGCAAACUGCCAUACAUCGAAGCGUCCGACAUCGUCUUCCCACCAGCCGGCGGCUGGCCCAACAUCACUGCAACAAACUUCGCACCAUUACGCAAGAACGAAACGGUAAUUGCGCUUCUCAAACACCUCCCGUAUUUGCGAAAUCCUGGCUUGCCAAAGGGAUACGCGAUUGCCUUCGAGACCUUCCCGCUUGACUACUCGGCCGCGCCGUUCACAGAACCGCUUGAUGUAGGUGCGGCGGAGGGGUUGAGUCCUGAUCAGUACGAGGAUGAGGAUGAAAAGAUCAAGAGCUGGGUGGUGCCGCUUACUAUGAGCCAGGAUCAGUAUUCAGGUUGCUGGUGGUUGCUUGAUACUACUGAUGGCACGGUGACAGAGUGGGCGCACAACGAUAGCAUGGAGCCAGAAGUCGAUUACGAAGAUUAUGAUCCGCGCGCGUGGCGUAAUGUAUGCGGCGAGACGAGACUGCUGGGAGAGCUGUUGACCGAGUGGAGGGAGAAAUUCGAGAGCUUGGAUUGGAUUGCGUCGUCGGAGAAAGUGUGGGAUGAGGAGAUGAAUGCUGAGAAUCAUGCGCAGUUGCAGAGGAUCAUCAGGGAGCAUGGAUGGCCACACGGUUUUAGAAGGGAGGAGUGUAAGGAGGCAUUGUUGGCAUGGGAUGAGGAGCACCAGGACGAUCUAUAUGGAGCUUAG